CGACGACGCGCUAAUUACGGUAGAGGCCGUUUUAGUUCUAUUUGCACGGAGUCGCGAGAGAAAGCUGUCGACGCUUUUCAAGACCCUGAUCUUAGUUGAUUGACACCACUACAGGAGAAAUGCCACCGCGACGUGUGACGAGAUCCAUUCCGGCAUCACCUUUUGAGGUGCCAGAGCAGUCUGGGUCUGAUGAGGUUCAGGAGUUGCGUGCUCAGGUGAGCGCGUUAGUAGGGGCUAUGCAGAGGCAGGAGGAGAACAUAAAGAGGUUGCAGGAUCUAGUGUCGCAACAGGCGACAACAGCAGCUUCUGGGAGUCAGGAUGUACCUAUCCCGGAUCCGCCAGUGGUAGUACCCCCUCCUCCAGCUUUUAUUCCUCCUGUGGUCUCUGGGCCUUCUAGUUCUGAUUCGGCCGCGACAAAGGCCGAGCACGAGCGAUCCUUAUCAGUACUGACGGCGUUCAUGCGGUUUAAUCCGCCGAUGUUUGACGGGAAAGAAGCCGAUCCUUGGGUAUUGGAGACGUGGUUCACAUCGAUGGAAGCCUUGUUUGAUGAUAUAUAUACCCUGGAAAAGGAUAAGGUUCAUUUAGCAGCGCACUGUUUUGAGAAGGAUGCCCAGAUCUGGUGGCAAAAGGCCAAGAAAAGCCGAGGUCUAAACACUUCAUCAAUUACCUGGGAGGAGUUCAGAGAGAUUGUAUUCAUGGAGUACUUCCCAGAUAGCGACAGAAGAAAGAUGAAGGAAGAUUUUAGGAAGUUGAGACAGGGGAACCGUUCGGUACGGGAGUACGAACGGGAGUUUACUCAUUUGGUGAACUGUGUACCAGGCAUGGUUCAUACUGAUAGAGAUCGAGCAGAUUACUUCGAGCGGGGGUUACGGCCUGAAAUAUUUAAGAUAAUUAGUGCUCUAAAGUUAAAGUCAUUUGAGGAAGUCCUGGAUCGAGCGCUUUGGGUGGAGCGCGGAAAUGCGAUUGCGCGUGAGGAACGCGAGUCGUUUGAUAGAGAAAAGGGAAAGAAGCGGACUACUAGUGGCGCCGGGGGACAGUCGAGCUCUAAACGACCCCCUCGGUAUCCACGGCCACAGCAGAGGUAUCAGGGACCCCCGGGAUGUGUGAUUUGCGGCGGGAAUCAUCAAGCGGUAGCUUGUUCACAAAAGGACGGUAAAUGUUUUAAGUGUGGACAGCCGGGACACAUUAGUCGUGAUUGCCCGAGAGGAGCAUCAUCUGCUCAGCCUACAGCUUCAGUUCAGUCGCCUGCGAGGCAGCGUGCGGGUUCCCCACCCGCUAUGUCAGCUGGACAUACUUUUGUGCCGCGUCAGUACGAGCCACCCCGACCUGCACCGAGUGGUCGUGUCUUUGCAGCUAAGGUUGAGGAUCCUGCCGUGGUCGACGAUGUCGUGGCAGGUAUUGUUUUACUUUAUAGUACUAGAUCGCGUAUAUUAUUGACACUGGUGCAUUGCAUUCGUUCAUUAGUAGCUCAUUUGCUAGAACGCAUGACAUUGAGAAGUCGGAUGAUAUUCCGAGGGAUUGCGUAACAGUAAUGGCGUUACUGUUGGGAGGUCGUUAGAUGAUCGCCUGGUUUUGGCGAGUUAAUUGAGUUGUACCUCAAAUCAGUUGAGGAAAUUGUGUUUAUGUAUGAUAGUUGUAGGCUAAGUUGCCUAACGAGCACUUGAGAAGUGCUAUCUAGCGAGAGAUGCGAUCGUGUUGGACACUUGAGUUAGUUGUCCGUAGAUUGUGGAUUGUGGAUCAGCCUGAAGAGUGAAUUGGCAGUAGCACUUUAGCAGGGCUAAGUGUGAAGCGGGCCAUGGAUCACUCUUAGGGCUGUUGGCUCGCACUAGGUGCUUAAGAACCGUUAGAGUGUGUAGCUCUAUUGAGCAUGUCGUGUAGGACGACGUUAGCGGGUAGUGCUUGGGGACGAUCCGUGC
Messenger RNA from Ananas comosus (pineapple), 1916 nucleotides. RefSeq lists its product as uncharacterized. The record is from RefSeq and is a predicted model, not a curated record. The transcript is spliced from 2 exons. Lineage: Eukaryota; Viridiplantae; Streptophyta; Magnoliopsida; Poales; Bromeliaceae. The coding region runs from base 120 to 1526 and encodes 468 amino acids. Gene Ontology annotation, molecular function: zinc ion binding; nucleic acid binding.